GAGUCAGAGUCCAGAAAACACAAGGGAACCGCAGAGAUGGAGAAAGCUCUCCGCUGGGGCAUACUGUCCGCCGGCUGCAUCUCCCAUGACUUCACCACUGCCCUAAGGAGCCUCCCUCGCUCUGAGCAUCAGAUAGUAGCCGUGGCCGCCAGAGACCUGUCCCGAGCCCAGGACUUCGCCAAAAGGCACGAAAUCCCCAAGUCCUAUGACUCCUAUGAACAACUGAUGAAGGACCCGGACGUUGAUGUGGUUUACGUGGGCCCUCAGCACCCGCAGCACGUGGGCGCCGUCCUGCAGUGCCUGGCAGCGGGCAAGCCGGUUCUGUGUGAGAAGCCUCUCGGGGUCACGGCUGCCGAGGUCCGGGAGAUGGUGGCGGCCGCGCGAGCCCGCGGCCUCUUCCUGAUGGAGGCCAUCUGGACACGGUUCUUCCCGGCCACCGAGGCGCUACGGGCUCUGCUGUGCCAGGGCACCCUCGGGGAGGUGCGAGUGAUUCACGCGGAGUUUGGCAUUGACGGUCUAAGCGUGGAUCGAUGCACUGACUGGGAGCAGGCGGGGGGCGGGCUGCUCGACCUGGGUAUCUACUGCGUCCAGCACAUCUCCAUGGUGGCCGGGGGCCAGCGGCCUGAGAAGAUCCACGCCGUGGGGCUGCUUCAUGAGAAGGGCGUGGAUGACACAGUGACGGUCAUCCUGCGGUACCCAGGUGGGCUCCAGGCCUCCUUCAGCUGUAGCAUCGCCACCGAGCUGUCCAACUCAUUGUCAGUGUUUGGAAUCAAGGGCAAGGCAGAGAUCCCUUCCACCAUGUGGUGCCCCACAGAGCUGGUGGUGAACGAGAAGAGCACCAAGUUCCCUUUGCCCAAGGUGGCAGAUUCUGAGAGGUUCAAUUACACCAAUUCCAUUGGCAUGGUCUAUGAAGCCCAGCAUGUGCGGCAGUGUCUGCUGCAGGGUCUGAAGGAGAGCCCUGUAAUGCCCCUGGCAGAGAGUGAGCUCUUGGCAGACAUCCUGGAGGAAGUGAGGAGGCAGAUUGGGCUCAGGUUCCUCCAGGACAGAAACUAAGCUUCCAAACUAUUGCCCAGUGAAGAAAUCCCUGCCAGCAGUUUGUCACCCAUGUCCCUACUCUUCAGCAUGGCCCUGGAAGCUGUGUUGCUCUGGCCCUGAGUCCAAGCCCUGCCCCAGUCUUUGCUGUGAUCUCUCCCUGCCCUUCUAAGCCUCAGGAGGUGUUCUGGAAUAAAGAGAAUCCCACUCCA
Molecule: messenger RNA, 1244 nt
Organism: Trichosurus vulpecula (common brushtail)
Lineage: Eukaryota; Metazoa; Chordata; Mammalia; Diprotodontia; Phalangeridae
Gene: DHDH
Product: dihydrodiol dehydrogenase
Exons: 7
Coding region: 37-1053 (338 amino acids)
Biological process (GO): D-xylose catabolic process
Molecular function (GO): nucleotide binding; D-xylose 1-dehydrogenase (NADP+) activity
Source: RefSeq, a predicted model, not a curated record